ACUCAAGCGGCUGUUUCCUCAGGAGAGCACUUUGGUCCUCUUCCUCUUUCAUUCCCUUCCUGUCUUUCCCGUACCUACAACCGGCCAAAAAGAAAAUGUUUUACCUACAGUUUUCAACAAUUGCUUCCUCUGAUUCUCCACUUUUUCUAAGCUUCUGUCACCCGAGGAAGAUUCAACAAUUUCUUGACCAGAAAAGUAGGAAGCUUGAACGCUUCUUGCCUUUCAACUGGCUGAACAGUUAGAAGCCUUCUCGCAGGAGAGAAUGACAGAAACCACAUAACUACAUGCGCAGAGUUGUAGUGUAGCUUAAGGCGAAGAGGAAGUUGGAAGAAGAGGAAAUCUAAUCAGAUUACUAAAGUUGGAAUUUCAGGACACAACUGAACUGCUGUGUGACAAGUUCAAGAUAUGGCUGUAGAGUUCGUCAAUGCCAUUGAUGCUGCUGCAGCUGCUGAGAGUGAAUGUGCUAGACUGAGAAGACUGCUUGAAGAAGAGAGAAAGGUUGUGCAAAGGCUUCAGCGAGAAAAUGUAGAUGAGGCUCAAAUGGCCAAGAGAAAAAUUGAAAAGAUGAGCUAUCUAUUAGCUGAGGCUCAUAAAGAUGCUAAGCAUGCUACAAUUAGAGCUGAUUUUGCUGAGAAUGAAUGGGUUAAAGUGAAGAGAGAAUUGCAAGAAACUCGAGAGCUUGUGCAAUUGCUAAAGCCAGAAGGUGAGGAGACAAGACAAGGUGUAUCGACACGGGUUGACGACAAAGAACUGGAGCUAAAUAAUGCCCUUGGUGCUGCUUCAACUGCUGAGAGUGAACGUGAUAAACUGAUGAUAAUGCUGGAGGAAGUAAGAAAACGUGUCCAAAGGCUUAUACUUGAGAAAGAUGAUGAGGCACAACUGACCAAGAGAGAAAUUGAAGAGACAAGUCAAGAAUUAGCCAAUGCUCGAAAAUAUGCUGAGUAUGCAACUACUAGAGCUGACAUAGCUGAGCGUGAAUGUGCUCAACUGAAGAGAAUGCUGGAAGAAGAGCAAAAAAUUGUGCACAGGCUUAGACUUGAGAAAGAUGAUGAGGUGCAGCUAGCCAAGACACAAAUUGGAGAGAUUGAUCAAGAAUUAGCCUGUGCUCAAAGUGGCACCAAGUUAGCUCGAAAGCAUACUGAUGUUGCUGAGGUGAAAAGCGAUUUGAAGAGAAUGGAAGAGCUUGUCAAAUUGCUGGAGUUGGAACAUCAAGAGAUGAGAAGUGAAUGUACUAAACUUAGAAGAAUGCUGGUAGAAGAAGGAAACACUGUCCAGACGCUUAUGCUUGAGAAGAAUGAUGAGGCCGAACUGGCCAAGAGACAAGUUGAAAAGAUAAUUCAAGAAUUAGCCAAUGCUCGAAAAGAUGCUCAAUUUGCUCGAAAGGAUGCUGACAUUGUUAAGAAUGAAUGGAUCAAGUUGAGGAAAGAGUUGGAGGAAAAGGAACAGUUUAUCAUACAUCUAAAGCAGCAAAUUCUGGAGAUGAGAAUAAUUACUAUGCGACAAGUUGAAGACAUUAGUCAAGAAUUAGAUCAUGUUCAAAAGGAAGCUGAGUAUGCUCGAUAUGAUGCUAACAUUGCUAAGAAUGAAUGGUUCAAAACGAAGAAAGAGUUGCAGGAAAAGCUUGAGCUUGUGCAGUUGCUGAAGCUGGAAUGUCAAGACACUAGAGAAAACGCCAUGAGACAAGUUGAAGAAAAAGAACUAGAAUUAGCCGAUGCCCUUGAUGCUGCCACAGUAGCAUCAUCAGGUUCUGCUGCUGCUAAGGAUUGUGCAGUUUGUCUGGUCAAUGAAAAGGACACAGUCUUUGGAUGUGGACACAUGACUUGUGAAAAAUGUGGGAUGAAGCUGAUCAUGUGCCCUAUAUGUCGGAUUCAGAUAACCCACCGGAUCAAACUGUUUCCUGGAUAACUAGAGGGGUAUGCUUAGGUUCAAAUCAAACCUCUCUGCCUUCCAUUCUCCUUAUUCUUUCAUUACCUUUGUAUGUCAUUAACAUACCAGAAGUUUUCUUGCCGGUGUGCUUUUAAGGUGAUGCAAUGCGGAUAGAUUGUUCUGUUUGGAUGAGAAGGAUAAAAACUAGGAUAUGAUUACUGCAAAUAAUGGAAUCAGAAAUAAGUCUGACAAAAAAACUCUCAGAUAAUCACUCCAUGCCACUUUAUUUUUAGUGCUUCUCAUGUGGUGUGCAACUACAGCUAUUAACUUGAAGGCUUUGGAUGACCCCAAAGCAAAAUGCAUCUGUUAAUGCAGUGGAAUGUAGUGGGUCAAGAGAACUCUACUUUC
Messenger RNA from Neltuma alba, 2274 nucleotides. RefSeq names its product E3 ubiquitin-protein ligase LRSAM1. The transcript has 12 exons. Gene Ontology annotation, molecular function: ubiquitin protein ligase activity. Gene Ontology annotation, cellular component: plasma membrane; cytoplasm. The record is from RefSeq and is a predicted model, not a curated record. Gene Ontology annotation, biological process: protein K48-linked ubiquitination; proteasome-mediated ubiquitin-dependent protein catabolic process; negative regulation of extrinsic apoptotic signaling pathway via death domain receptors. NCBI's taxonomy places the organism in Eukaryota, Viridiplantae, Streptophyta, Magnoliopsida, Fabales, Fabaceae. Bases 406 to 1905 code for a protein of 499 amino acids.